GCCGCUGCGCUCAAAGCGCCGUGCGGCUCUAACUCCGGCGCUGCUUCUGUAACAUCAUCCUGCAAAACAGCUGAAAAUCAAAGUAUUGAUCGCUGAAAUAUUGAUGAUCGAUACUGCGGCGCGCGGCUGUCAGUGAUCAGUAACUGAGGAGGACCGACAGCGGAGCGACAACGAUGGACGGUGACGAGUGUGAGUUUUCGGAUCCGGAGCUGUCUCGCUCUCACCGCGGCAGCGUGGCGUCCUCUCUCUCCCGCGCUCAGGAUGUGUUGGUGUACCUGGUGAGUGACAGUGCGGUGCAGCUGUGUGUGGAAGGUGUGGGGACUGUGUGUGUGCAGGAGUUGGCUCGGAUGGUCCGGCAGACUCUCCAGGUUCCGGACUCGGAUCAGGACGCGUUUGCGUUCUGGCUCUGCUCUCCGUUACUCGAGCUGCAGCUGAAGCCGAAACACCAGCCGUAUAAACUGUGCCGGCAGUGGCAGGACCUGCUGUACCGCUUCACCGACGCCUCCUCAGAGGACAUCUCUGUAGACGAGCCGUGUCUUCAGUACAAAAGGAAUGUUUUUUAUCCCAGGACAAAAGAACUUCAGAUAGAUGAUGAGGGCGUACUGAGGUUUCUGUACGACGAAGCGCGGUUAAAUAUCCUGGAGGGUCGUUAUCCCUGUGAUCCGGAGCACUGGGUCCGGCUCGGAGCGCUGAGCUGUGCCCUAGACUGCGGUACCGGGCUGGAUGACCAGAAACUCAUUACGGUCAUCAGGGAGAAGAAGUUAUCUUCCUUCCUGCCGGCUCAUGUGGUUUUGGGUUCUGGGGGUUUUUUCUCGAGCCUGCGGUCGCGGGGGAGUCGUCACGCAGAGCUGGAGCAGAGCCUGCUGAAGGAAUACCGCUCGCUAAGUAGCCCUCAGGAGCCCACAGCACUCUUCAGGCAGUACCUCAGCAUCUGCCACUCGCUGCCUUAUUACGGCUGUGCGUUCUUCGUGGGUGAGAUCGAUAAGCCGGCGCAGGGGAUCCUGCACCGCGGCGGGAGGAAGAGCGUCAGUGUGGGGAUCAGUCUGGAGGGGGUUUACGUCAUGGACACGAAGGAAAAGCAUGUACUGCUGGGUCUGCGGUUCAGCGAGCUGUCCUGGGACCACUCGUACCCCGAGACAGAGGGGGACUCGCACAUCCUGUGGCUGGAGUUCGACGGGGAGGAAGACGGCACACAUGUUAACAAAUUACUGAAGAUUUACUCCAAACAGGCGGAGCUGAUGAGCGGUCUGAUCGAGUUCUGUGUGGAGUUGCGGUCAGUAGGGGAUGCGGCAGCGGCCACAGGGACUGACGGAGACGCCGCUGUUUCACACACACCUGCAGGACAGUCACCUGUGGGCCAGGUGGGUGGGGAGCGGCCUCAGGAGAGGCGGGGCCGACUGCGCAGACAGAGCAGCGUGGUCUGCAGCCGAGUGCACACGCUCAGCACCAUCAGCUACGUGGACGACGGUAAGGAGAUAAAGCGCCUGAAGCCAAAGAGAGCCGCCUCCUUCUUCUCCCGUCAGGCUCCGCCCACUUACUCUACUGUUCAGGUGACGGACAGUCUGGAGCAGGGCUGAGAGCCGACACUGCCCCCUUCAGCCCGAAGACCAAAACUACACCUGCCCCUUUAGAUCGACACCCUCACUGUGGUCGGAGUGGACAGAGACUGGACCAACAUUACUAAAAAAAAAAACGAAAGUUGAACCACUGUUUAUGAAUAAUGAUGUACUUUAUAAUGUUGAUGAUGUCACAAGCUUAAGUUAUGGCUCUCUUUGUCGUUUGAUCUCUCCUCAGAUCAGAGAAAGAUGCUGAAGCAGAAGUGAAAGAGCUGAAGGGAAAGAGAGAGUUUAGCGUCUCCGUUUCUCUCCUGAAUGCAAAUCUCAGCUAUGCAAAACCCACCAAACCAAACGGUCAGCGCAGCAGUGCAGUGCAGUGCUGAGCUGCAGUGCUGAGCUGCAGUGCUGAGCUGCAGUGCUGAGCUGCAGUGCAGUGAGGUUUGUGAUGCUGCACUAAAUGAACCAGUGCCUCUACCUUCCUCUCCUGCUGCUGCAGAGCUUUACAGACUCGGCACUGAGGAAACACAGGAACUUCUGUUUUCUCUGCCGUAACAAAACCUCACGAACUUUCACAGAAGGAGGACUAGACGUUCUUAACUUUAAAACAAGGUCAGAGCUGUUACAGACCGUUUCUGUUAGAGCUCUACCGAUACAUCAGUUGACCAAUAGUAUCGUCUGGUGUGUCUGACCCACAUUUUUAUUUGUAGUGGUAUAAAUACUGCAGACAAUCCACCAGUAAUUGUGUAAAUCCUUUUUGCCUGUUGAGAACAAAAUGUUCACAAAUGACAAUCAUAUUAAUUACAUUUAACAAACCACUGAAGUAUAAAAACAAAAAUCUAAAAUAUUAAUAUGCUGUUAUAUUGGCUGAUAUUAUCGGUUAUUGGGAUUUUUAGCUGCUUAAAAUCAGCAUCAGAGACAUGAGUUUCAUAUCGGCCCAAACCCUGAGAUCAGAUAUUGGAAUCAUCAGGUGAAGAGAAGUCGGAUCGGUGCUACGAGGUUUUGUUACGACAGUGAUGCUCCGCUUCCCUCGGUGUGUCGACGGUUUAGCAGGACUUUUUCAGAUGCAGGUUCUGAGGUUCAUUCUUGGUGUUUUCUGUCGAGUAAAGAUGGAAUUUUCUAAAGAUGUUAAUGGCUCUCUCAGUGACGAAUGUAAACAUGUUUACAGCUCUAACUCUGAUAAAGUGACCUGCAUGAACUUAGCUGUAGGAGCCGAACACCUGAUGACAUCACUCUGCUGAUCCGUAUUUACUCUGAAUGUGCAAACAGGAGAAAACAAUCAGCUGCGUAUCGUCAGUCGUUAAUGUCUGUAUAUGGAGCUGAGAGUAAACCUGGUACUUUACAGUGAGAUAUUGGAUUUUACUACAUUUACGUACGAGCUGAAUGUACAUCACUGCAGAAAAUAUCCAAAAAUAUCAACUGGCUUGUUAAUGGAAUUUUCAGUUCCACCUUAAAUGGUGCAGCAGUUACAUUCUGGCGCCUCAUUUAAGGUGGAACUGAAAAUUCCAAUCAGAAUCUAUCUUAAGCCUAUUUCAUUUAGCUUUGCUGGUUUCCCAAACUUGGAUUAAGUCUAGUCUUGGACUGAAUUCAGUACUAAUGUACUCAUUUGCAUUGAACAUCCCCUUUAGUCCAGUCUUAGUCUUAAUCUGCAUCUGUGACACCAGCCUUUAGCGUUUAAUCUCCUCUUGGUGGAACAUGUAUGCUUUUAUUUCGCAUUAAAUAACCUGAAACAGUGCGAAACCUUCACUUCUGCUAAUUUAUCCACUCAGUCAGUGUUUGUUCUGUAGAGAAUAGCAGCGCAGUUCUGUAGAGAAUAGCAGAGCAGUACAGACACUCUGAACAGCAGCUAAAAUCCAUUAAAAUAGAUUUCAUUUGCUUUACGUUCACACACUGCUCACUCUACAGUCCAGAUAAGAGAUGCCAAACAUGCUAGAAAGACUUUUAUGUUGUAUUAUAGAUCUCUAACAGUCACAUAUGCGCCUGUGUCUGCAAACAGAUUGGUGAUCAUAAAGAUUGAACCUCCUAUUAUGACCAAUAUAAAGUGCCUUUUUGUAUUUACGUUGUGUCUGCUACUCUGUUUGUGUUGUAUCUGCAUUUGAACACAGUUUAAAUCCUGUUUUGGACGGAAAGAUGAGCGAUCUAGUCUAUAAACUGUGUCUGAAUGGUGUAAUUAUUGUGUUCUGUGAGUUCAUCACUUUUCCUUUUGUCUACAUGAAGAACCCCUGGAUUUUCUGUGACUUUAUAAUAAUGUGCACUACCAGAUCUUAGUGACUGUAACAUUAACUACACUUACAAUAUGCAUCUUUACUUUUUAUUCUCACUUUCUACUAAUUCCCUGUUGUUCCUAUCAGUAAAUAGUAUUGUUUCAUUUGGAUUUGUAUAUCAAUAUUUAAAUAAACUUACAAAUUGCAAUAUUUA
Molecule: messenger RNA, 3971 nt
Organism: Colossoma macropomum (tambaqui)
Lineage: Eukaryota; Metazoa; Chordata; Actinopteri; Characiformes; Serrasalmidae
Gene: frmd8
Product: FERM domain containing 8
Exons: 11
Coding region: 174-1577 (467 amino acids)
Biological process (GO): negative regulation of canonical Wnt signaling pathway
Cellular component (GO): plasma membrane; cytoskeleton
Source: RefSeq, a predicted model, not a curated record